Messenger RNA from Penicillium canariense, 2880 nucleotides. RefSeq names its product glucan 1,3-alpha-glucosidase ROT2. The record is from RefSeq and is a predicted model, not a curated record. The coding region runs from base 1 to 2880 and encodes 959 amino acids. Gene Ontology annotation, biological process: N-glycan processing; carbohydrate metabolic process. NCBI's taxonomy places the organism in Eukaryota, Fungi, Ascomycota, Eurotiomycetes, Eurotiales, Aspergillaceae. Gene Ontology annotation, molecular function: alpha-glucosidase activity; carbohydrate binding. Gene Ontology annotation, cellular component: glucosidase II complex. The transcript is spliced from 2 exons.
AUGGCCAGGAGUCGGCCUGCAUCCCGCUGGACGCCACUGCUCUCCUUGGUCGUACUCAUCGCAUUCAUUGUUGCCCCCGGAUUGGCCGUGAAGCAUGAAAAUUUUAAAACUUGCGACCAAUCCGGCUUCUGUAGACGAAACCGAGCCUACGCCGAUAAUGCCUCCGGUCAAGGCGCGUCCUGGAGCUCCCCCUACGAGCUUGAUCCUGCCACUAUUCACUUCAAGGAUGGCCAGUUGACCGGAGUCCUCAUAAAAACAACCUCGGCCAAUGAAAAAGUUCAUUUGCCUCUUGCCCUUUCCUUUUUGGAAUCCGGUGCCGCUCGCCUGCUUGUCGAUGAGGAGAAGCGCUUGAAGGGCGAUGUCGAAGUCCGACAUGGCAGCAAGGCAAAUAAGAAGCGUUAUGAUGAGGCCGAGAAAUGGGUUAUUGUUGGCGGUCUGGACGCUAGCAGGUCCGCGACUCUGAACGCCCAAUCCGAGACAGGUUUCACGAAGGUCCUGUAUGGACCCGAGAACAAAUUUGAGGCGAUCAUUCGUCAUGCGCCGUUUGAGGUCGAAUUCCAGAGAGAUGGCCAGACCCAUAUCCAGCUGAACCACCAAGGCUUCUUAAACAUGGAACACUGGCGGCCGAAGGUGGAGGGCAAGGACGGAGAGUCCGGAGAAGACGAGAGCACUUGGUGGGAGGAGAGCUUCGGCGGAAACACCGACUCCAAGCCUCGCGGCCCCGAGAGUAUUGGUCUUGAUAUCACCUUCCCCAGUUACAACCAUGUCUUCGGCAUUCCCGAGCACGCGGACUCGCUUUCCCUUAAAGAGACGCGAGGUGGUUCUGGUAAUCAUGAGAACCCUUACCGCAUGUACAACUCGGAUGUCUUCGAAUAUGAGCUCGACAGCCCUAUGACCCUGUAUGGAUCGAUUCCGUUCAUGCAGGCCCACCGGAAGGGCUCGACCGUCGGUGUUUUUUGGCUCAAUGCUGCGGAAACUUGGGUCGACAUCGUUAAGAAGAGUGCAUCAUCCAACCCGCUCUCCAUGAGUGCCAAUUCGAAGACCAACACUCAUACUCACUGGUUCUCCGAGGCUGGCCGGAUCGAUCUUUUCGUCUUCUUGGGUCCCACGCCUCAGGACCUCAGCAAGACAUAUGGCGAACUCACUGGCUAUACUCAGCUUCCCCAGCACUUUGCCAUCGCUUACCACCAGUGCCGCUGGAACUAUGUUACUGACGAAGAUGUGAAAGAAGUGGAUGCCAAGUUUGACAAGUACCAGAUACCCUAUGAUGUGAUCUGGCUCGACCUGGAAUACACCGACGACCGGAAGUACUUCACCUGGGACCCUCUCACCUUCCCCAACCCAAAGGGCAUGCAGGAGAAGCUUGCUGCGUCCGAGCGGAAGCUCGUGGUUCUUAUUGAUCCUCAUAUCAAGAACAAGGAGAACUAUUAUGUUUCACAGGAACUAAACAGCAAGGGCCUUGCUGUUCUGAACAAGGACGGCGAAGUAUAUGAUGGAUGGUGCUGGCCCGGUUCCUCGAACUGGGUUGAUUGCUUUAACCCUGCUGCAUCCCCGUGGUGGAGUAGCCUCCACAAGUAUGACAGGUUCAAAGGUUCCAUGCCCAACCUGUUUAUCUGGAACGACAUGAACGAGCCCUCAGUUUUCAACGGCCCGGAGACUACCAUGCCUAAGGACAACCUGCACUAUGGCAACUGGGAGCACCGUGAUGUUCACAACGUGAAUGGUAUGACCUUGGUGAAUGCCACGUACCAAGCCAUGUUGGAGCGCAAGAAGGGUGAGGUCCGUCGUCCUUUCAUCCUGACUCGCUCAUACUUCGCGGGAGCCCAGCGCAUGUCGGCUAUGUGGACUGGAGACAACCAGGCCACCUGGGACCAUCUGGCCAUCUCCCUUCCCAUGGUUCUGAACAACGGCAUUGCUGGUUUCCCCUUCGCGGGGGCUGACGUCGGUGGUUUCUUCCACAAUCCUGACAGGGACCUUCUGGCCCGCUGGUACCAAGCCGGUAUCUGGUAUCCCUUCUUCCGUGCCCACGCCCACAUUGAUACCCGCCGUCGCGAGCCCUAUUUGAUCAGUGAGCCACACCGAACCAUCAUCUCCCAGGCCAUUCGCCUGAGAUACCAGCUUCUGCCCGCUUGGUACACCGCUUUCCAUGAAGCCUCCGUCAACGGCACUCCCAUUGUGCGUCCUCAGUACUACGUCUUCCCCGAUGAUGAGGAGGGCUUUGCCAUCGACGACCAGCUGUAUCUCGGCGACACUGGUCUUCUCGCCAAGCCUGUCGUGAAAGAGAACACCUUUACCACCGACAUUUAUAUCGCUGACGACGAGAAAUACUAUGACUACUUCGAUUUCACAAUCUAUCAGGGCGCCGGCAAGCGACACACUGUCCCCGCCCCCGAGGACAAGAUCCCCCUGUUGAUCCAGGCCGGUCACGUUGUUCCUCGCCGGGACCGUCCUCGUCGCAGCAGCGCUCUGAUGCGCUGGGACCCCUACACCUUUGUCAUCACUCUGGACAAGAACGGCGAGGCUGACGGUACUCUCUACGUGGACGAUGGCGAGACCUUCAACUACGAGCGUGGCGGCUACAUUCACCGCCGCUUCCAGUACCGGGACUCGAUCCUGUCGUCGGAAGAUAUUGGCACUAACGGUGCCAAGACCGCCGAGUAUUUGAAGACCAUGGCAGCUGUGACUGUGGAGCGAGUGAUUGUCGUUGAUCCUCCAGCCUCGUGGAAGGACAAGAGUAGUGUGACCAUCAUCGAGGAUGGGGCUAAGGCUGGAUCCACGGCCUCGCUGGAGUACUUCGAGCAGAAGGGCGGCAAGGCGUCGUAUGCUGUUGUCAAGAGCCCGAAUGUUGGCAUUGGAAAGACAUGGCGGAUAGAGUUUUAA